AUGAAUCCGACAGGAAGCUUGUGUGUUAACAACUGGGCAAGGUCCUCUUUGUUAGUCCCUCCUGGGAAUGGGUUGCAGACAAAUCUGUGCUCGGAUCCUUCAUCUUUCUACGGGAUUGGAAUUGAAACGCCUUUCAAAGAAAUCAUUGAACCUUCUCGAACUCAGUCUGUGAUUCCAGGUGAAUCUAACAAAGAUAUUAAGAUCACUGAUCAGGAAACCAGUAAACUUCAAGAUUGGGAUCCAAGUGCGAUGUUGAAUAACCUUUCGUUCCUGGAAGAAAAAAUUCAUCAGCUCCAGGAGUUGAUAUCUACUGCAGGCACGGGUAAUGGUGUUCAGCCACAAAAUAAUGUCGGAAAUAAAUUGUUUGAUCAGUCCGUUCAUAAAGAUGUACCGAAUAAUUGCGAAAUGGAGCAAAACCAUAAUAUGGAAGAACAUGAACAUAAAGAUGAAGAAGAUAUGGAAGAGGGAGAGAAUCUUCCACCUGGUUCGUAUGAGAUUUUACAACUAGAGAAAGAAGAAAUCCUUGCACCCCACACACAUUUCUGUACAAUAUGUGGCAAGGGGUUCAAGAGGGAUGCGAAUCUUCGGAUGCACAUGCGAGGCCAUGGUGAUGAGUACAAAACUCCGGCAGCCCUUGCAAAACCACAUAAAGAAACUGGGUCUGAACUGAAGCUUAUCAAGAGGUAUUCGUGCCCUUAUGGUGGCUGCAAGCGUAACAAGGAUCACAAGAAAUUUCAGCCUCUGAAAACUAUUUUAUGUGUGAAAAACCACUACAAAAGAACACACUGCGAUAAGAGUUACACUUGCAGCAGAUGCCACACCAAGAAGUUUUCAGUUAUUGCAGAUCUCAAAACUCAUGAAAAACACUGUGGCAAAGAUAAAUGGCUCUGCUCAUGUGGCACAACAUUUUCAAGAAAAGACAAGCUUUUCGGACACAUCGCUCUUUUCCAAGGCCAUACACCGGCUAUUCCUUUGGAAGACAAUAAAGGACUUGCCGAGCCACCUGAUCGAUGUGUCACCAAAGAAAAUACCGCCAUGGUAGGGAGCAUGAACUUCUGUUUUGGAUCAAACCCUUCAAGUGAAAACGGAGUUGAUAACAUCAUGGACGUGAAAGAUUCAGAAGGCUCUUUCUCGUUUCUCAUGCCGAGUUCGUUUAAUUAUGCUCCUAAAUCUGGCGGUGAAUCAUGUCCUGACAAUCUGUAA
Messenger RNA from Vicia faba (fava bean), 1203 nucleotides. The record is from the annotation of a GenBank genome assembly. Lineage: Eukaryota; Viridiplantae; Streptophyta; Magnoliopsida; Fabales; Fabaceae.